CACAGAGUUAUCCUAGUGUCAUGUUGUGGAUGUGUCAAUAUGAAUGUGAAAAUAAAACUCAUAGUGCGACUGUAAAUUAUUUAUUACAGUUCCAUUGUGCGUUGACCCUGGCUGGAUGCCAAAUUGCAGCCACCAAAGCUGCUUUUUCACUCACCUCGGCAGCUGGACAGGGGAGAGAAAAUAUGAUGAAGGGCUGAGGGGUUGAGAUAGCAAGCAAGAGAGAUCACUCCUGAAACACCAUCACGAUGCUAAGCAGGCUGUAAUUAGAGAUAUUAAUUGAAUUUAUCACUAAAAAAAAAAAAUGAGAACAGGAUAAGAAGUAAAAUUAGGCCUUAAAAACACCUUUCCCACGUUCGUCUCUCCUUCCCAGCGCUACCUCCUUCCCCAGUGGCACACAGAGACAGGGAAUGGAGGUUAUGGACAGUUCCUUACACAUUGUUCCUGCUCACAGAGAGGAAUCUUUCCUCCCAACAUAUGGGGUCCCUCCCAUGGGAGACAGUUCUCCAUGGACUUCUCCAACAUGAGUCCAUCCCAUGGGCAACAGGUCUCUGAACUGCUGCAGUGUGGGUCCCUCUUCCAUGGAGUGCAGUCUUGCAAGGACAGGCUGCUCCAGCGUGGGUCUCCUAUGGUGUCACAAGUCCUACCAGGAAACCUGCUGCAGCACGGGCUUCUCUCUCCACAAGUCUGCAGGUGAAUGAUCUAGGUUAGCAGCAGAUGCAACUUCUUGUGUAAUGUGAGUACCUCCUUAUUUAAGGUAUACAUGUAAGUACUUAAUCUUGAAUUCCUCUUUUAGUUGAGUAACAAAGGAUAGUGAUUCUGUGAUCUUAAUGUUACUCUCUCUGCCAUUUCUGAAGAAAGGAAUUUAGACAGUAUAUACAUUCAACAUGCUUGGUUCUUACCUUACAUUUUAUUUUUAUAUUGGCUCUGCUCAUUUCUAUAUGUAUUACUAUUGUUAUCUUAAGUAUUAAAGAAUGUGCUCAGAUUUCCUGUCAGAGUGAGAGCUCUGUGUAGGCAAGUAAUAUAUGUUGCAGUACUUCCUUGCUCUGCACUUUGUUUUGGAUUCUUCAGCUCUGUAAGUUUCUGUGUCAGUCUGUCUGCAGUCUAUACGGGGCAUCUGAAAGAGUCAAGAGUGUAGAAAGUGGUUAGAGAAUGUGCUAAACUUACUACAUAUAAUGUUUAAGCACAGGAUACGCUGUGAAAUAGUAUUGUGUAUUAGUAAUUAGAACUGUAAAUUAGCAGCUGGUGUUUCAUGACUGAAAAUUAUGAUUUUACUGUAACUGAUAUUCUGUAUCUAUCUAAUCUAUCCCUUCUUUGAUGCCAGCUUUGUAGGCUAACCUAAUCAUUCCAUUGUUGUCUGUUGUCACUCAUUUUGAAAAGGAGCAUUAACAUUGAAAACAGUCUGUAUUACUAUAAGUAAUACAGACUUACCUUUCUUCCUUUUAAGAAAUUGCUGGAACAUUUGACUCACAGGAAACCUCCAAGAUUCAGUUAUGGCUAAAUCAGUUAUGGCUUGUUCUUCUCACAGAGCUUACUUUCCCAGGGUUGGUUUUUUUUUUUUAGCUGAGUUACAUUCACCUACUGGAAGUACUGUUGGUGAAAUUGUCUUAUAAGACUGAAGACUUUUUUACAUCACAGCCUCUCUAUACCAAAAAUGUUUAAAGGAGAUAAGAACUGUGAAAUCUCUUUAUCUAUGGUAAGCAGAAUCUGAGAAAAUAGUUUUUAUAUCCAAAUUUGUUAAAUUUACAAAUUGAGUAUUUUAGAUUAAUUUUAUUAUGGACAGAUAUGGUGUUAGUCAUCUUGGAAAUUAAUAUGAUUGUGUAAUUUAAUUUAAGAAAAAAUUACAGCAGAGGAACUCCAAUGUGUCUACAAUUGUGUCAGGCUAAAUACUGGUAGUUCUGCUUUCUUGGAACUGCUUUUCCUAUAUUUAUUUUGAAAUAGCAAUAUCAAAGGCUGUCUUUAAAGUAAAAUUCAAGGUAGUCACUUUAAAAAAAAAAAUUAUGCCCUGUUGUGGAAAAACUGUUGUUUAUGUUAAAGGAAAUACCAAAGACCAAAAUCAUAAUGGACAUCAAGAUAAGUUGAGAAAUAGGUAGGUUAGAUGGAUGUCAGUAUAUCAGGUCACAAAACCUGAAUGCUUUGGGCAUGUGUGUUUUGAUUUUGACCGGACUUUGACAAAAGCAAAUGCAAACCGUUUUUACCUGAAAUUGAAGGGUCUUGUGAUUGGAUGGAUACUGCUACCAUGUGCAUAGUUAUGCACAAAAUAAUGUCAGAAGCACUUCAGUCUCUCACAUCCUAAGGCUGUGUGAAGCAUGCUGGAGUGCAGGGAUGGUCACCCUCUCCUGUCCAGUGAACGCUGGUCACAAUUUUGAGAAUAACUCCCAGAAAUGGUCUUCAACCCACAUACAGAGCUCCAUGACUGCCAAGUAGUUAGUAAUAAAUCCACCUGGCUCCAGGCAUCCCAUUCAAGCUGUGAUACCUCUGUGGGUCUGUACACAUGUGCCUAUGACAUGGCUUUUCAAAAGUUGUCUGGUGCAAGAGGAUUUCUUUUUGUCCGAUGUGAGCGCUUGAGGGCGCUGAUUGCUCCUGGAACAUAGGCUAGCCAGUAGGGAAGAUGUGAGGGGGAUUGGAUGGGGAAAGGAUGAUCCCAUUCAGUGCCUAGCAACUGUCAAGAAAUUGUUAUAAAUAAGAAGCUUGACUAAGCCAAUAUUCAAGCAGCAAUCAAAGUAUUAAUUAAUGUGGUAAAGUAUGAGCAAAACAGCGCUGGGUACAGUGGGGGAAGUUUUCCCUCCAGCUGCACACCGAUGGUUGGGGCGUAUAGGGGUACACAUAAGCUUUUUUCAGCAGUUUCUAUUCCAAAUUUUUAUGUCACAAUCCUCUACACUAUUGUGAUUUAGUUUUUCUCAGGAUGUACCCCAGAAAGGAGUAUGCCCAGAUGGUGGGGUCCGACUUCCGAAAGAAGAAAGAGGUCUUCCAGCUGGUGCGGUCCAGACUCCAGAUGUGGGCCCGCCUUUUAAUUGCAAAGACUAUAAAUCUCGUAACAGUGAUGUCCAGCUUUCCUUGGUCAAAACUAUCAAUCCUUGGGUUGAUGUUGUUAUGUAUGAAAUUGCCAAUCAAAUCAGUAAUUUGCAAGAGCCAAAUUAUGAUAAAAUAACAAAGUAUAAAAUUUAUUUCGCAAUCGAAUGGCAAAAUCUGGGUCAGCCGCGAAUCGGACAGAGUCUAGCCUGGGACUAGGCUCUGGGUGACAGACUUACACAGCUCUGAGCCCCUGCAUGCGUCAGAGUGGAGCGGCACACCAUAGCCAUGCCCGAGUCCAGUUCUUACACUCUUUUUCUUGCCGCAGGCCAGGAUGUCCUUUGUCGUUUUCUUAAUCAAGCGAGUCCCAAAAGCUUCUCCGGUCCAGGAUAAUGCUAUCAGAUGAAAGAUGGUCCAGCUCUCGAUGUCUUGGGAAUAAUUCAUCGGUUCCUUGUCUUGUGUUAGACAGAACUUGAAAAGCCGCGUUUGCAAUACACAAACCCCAUGUCUGGGGAGAUAUACAAGUCAAACAGUCCCUUACUGGAAAUCUCUUACAUGUUAAGGGAUUUCCCAGAAACAGACUACAGGCCUGAAUGGAUUAUCAUCGGAUGUGUUGUCCCACCCAGUUGUCAGCAGCCAGUACUGCCGGAUGAGAGAGAAUUUCAACAUGCUGCUAAAAUGAACAAUUUGGAUACCAUGGAAAAGCUGAUUAAAAAGAAUGUUAACAUAAAUGCUGUAGAUACUCUGAAGCGCACAGCAUUCCAUUUUGCUGUUGCGGGAGGCCAUGUGUCUGUUGUGGACUUUCUUCUUCAUCACAAAGCUAGACUUGACGUGGCAGAUCAGCAUGGCCUGACAGUGAUUCAUCUUGCAGCCUGGACUGGAAAUUUGGAUAUAAUGCGAAAAUUAGUUAAAGCAGGUGCCGAUCAAAAGGCUAAGAAUGAGGAAGGAAUGAACGUACUGCAUUUUGCAGCUCAGAGCAACAGCAUUAAAAUAGUUGAUUAUUUCCUCCAAGAUCUUCAUCUGAAUGACUUGAACAAACCUGAUGGGAAAGGUAAAAAGCCAUUUCUUCUGGCCUCCGAAAAAGGCCAUGUUGACAUGAUAAAAAAUUUGAUUGCUCUGAAGCUAUUUACAUCUGAGAAAGAUGAGGAGGGAAACACAGCAUUGCAUUUAGCAGCCAAAAAUGGUCACAGUGAAGUUGUAGAAAUUCUGCUUGAACAAUGGGAGGAAAUAAAUGACCUCAAUCAGGAUGGAGAAACUCCAUUUUACUUGGCUGUUGAGGGAGGUCAUGAAAAAUGUGCUGAACUCUUACUGGAGGCAGGGAGUGACAUCAAUGUUUCAACUCAGAACAAUAGCAGUGCUUUGCAGGUUGCAAUUCAGAAUGGACACCUAUCAUUGGUUACUUUUCUUAUUGAUAAGAAUAUUGACCUGGUUCCUAAGCCUGAGCAGAAGAAUUCCGCUCUUCAUUUAGCAGUCCUCAGUAAUAAUCUACUGGUAGUAAAAAGCCUUUUGGAUGCCAGUCAUGACAUAAACUCCUUAAAUCACAGGCAGGAAACCCCUCUACACCUGGCAGCUGAUCUUGGCAAUGUGGAGAUGGUGGAAGUGCUGCUGAAGUCAGGCUGCAAUCUCAAGACCAUGGAUAAGCAUGGGAAAACUGCACUAGCCACAGCAUCAAGGAGCCAUCAUGCCCUCAUUGUAGAUAUGAUCAUUAAAGCAGAAAGGUAUUUUGCCAUGAAACAGACACAUCUAGUUCAUAGUGGUAACGGGUCAGACUUCAGUGUGUCCUUCAAACAAGAUCACAGCACACAGACCAAGCAAAUCCGCUCCUCCCUUUGGAAUCUAGCAUACAAUCAGUUAAAACCCCGUGAAUGGAAAAAACUGGCUGUGUUCUGGAAGUUCACAGAUGAACAAAUUAAAGCUAUUGAAGAACAGUGGACAGGAAAAAAAAGUUACAAGGAACAUGGGAACAGAAUAUUGCUCAUCUGGUUACACGGUACAUUGGUGGCCCAUCAGAAUCCUGUUAAACAUCUAUAUGAAGAUCUGGUGGAAGCAGGACUUCAGCCUUUAGCUGAGAAGAUCAGAGCUUCAAUUAGCAUUGGCAUGGACUCCAGGAAAUGUGUCACUUCAUGAGUUCAACAAAACAUGGCAUAUAUGAUGGAAUUACAUGCCAGAAGGAAAGUGGCUUUCAAAUAUCUUUGGGAAACAAAAAACAUAUUUUGAAGUUGUACAACUUCUUCUGCCCUAGAAGAACUUGCAUUGAUGAAAUGGUUACUUUUUUCUCAAAUGCUUUCUACAUAGAAAUGUAAAAAAAUUAAGAAUGAAUGGCUGACUGCUAAGCAAGAUUCACCACUUACAAUUUCUACACCUGACCUAACACUGAUGAAGUAAUUCUGUAUUGGAACUGCAAAUUAAGCUACUUUGUGUUUGAUGUGAAAUAUAAAUAAGAAGUUUUCUACAUGAAAAAAAUUAAAUUUAGUAAGUGAAAGUUAUGUGUAUAAAUCAAUUAACACUCAGCAAAUAAGUUGUCAUCUAGCCUCAUUUUGGAUUCAGGUUUUUAUAAAUUCUUGCUAGGAUUAUGACAAAUCUUUCUACUGCAGCAUUUGAUUUAUGUAGUGAAGAAACACAAAAAUGUCAACACCACGUGUGGCUGGCUGCAGAAUUUUCUAUCAUAGCAUAACACUGUAUACAUACCCUCAAAAGAGCAUUUGAUAUUUAAUACUUCACACAUCUAGCAAUUAUUUACUUAUUUCUUGUUUAUACAUUGAAUUAAUACUUGGCAGUGUCCUGCUGACUCUGUUUAAGGGUUUCUUAUUACUGACUAUAUUUAAUAUCUGAAAAAUUAUGUAAAUGUCUAUCUUAGUAAUUUUCUUUAUAACAUAGCAAUAGUUUUAUCAUGUAAUAGAGGAAUUUAACUGCCUUUUUGCAUAUAGCUAGCAUUAUUUUGUGCUGAAUCCUACUGUUUGUACUAAAAAAGUGAUCUGUAUCUUAGUCUGAAGUCUUAUUCUAAACUGCCCUCAUGUUUGCAACCUUCUUUGACUCUGCUGCAGAGCAUCCCAAUAAUACGAAAAACAGACCAGUAAAUCAUAAGGUUUGGGAAUUAGGGAUCUAAAGUACAGAUGCUUGGAACCCUACAGUAUUCAUCAUGUUCUGCAACAUUAGCUUGCAAAAUGAAAAUGUUUAGGACUUUGAUGGACUGUGUACCUCACCUAGCCUAAGUUGGAUCCUGGGUGUGGAGGAUACUAUCCUGCUGUUGUCCAUUUAAAUACAGAGUUGCA
Messenger RNA from Motacilla alba alba, 6281 nucleotides. RefSeq names its product ankyrin repeat and death domain containing 1B (gene ANKDD1B). The transcript has 15 exons. Gene Ontology annotation, molecular function: protein binding. Gene Ontology annotation, biological process: signal transduction. The record is from RefSeq and is a predicted model, not a curated record. The coding region runs from base 3514 to 5136 and encodes 540 amino acids. NCBI's taxonomy places the organism in Eukaryota, Metazoa, Chordata, Aves, Passeriformes, Motacillidae.